Molecule: messenger RNA, 621 nt
Organism: Rhodotorula graminis WP1
Lineage: Eukaryota; Fungi; Basidiomycota; Microbotryomycetes; Sporidiobolales; Sporidiobolaceae
Exons: 8
Coding region: 30-530 (166 amino acids)
Molecular function (GO): fatty acyl-CoA hydrolase activity
Source: RefSeq, a predicted model, not a curated record
GCACUCUUCCUCGCUCAGCCUCUGUCGCCAUGUCCGCCUCGAAGCGGUUCACGCAGCUCGUCUGGCGCGCCUUCCAGCGCCAACAGGGCCACGACCACAACGCGUUCGGUCAUCUCGUCGUCGUCGACGCAAAGCCCGGGAGGUGCAUGGCAGAGAUGACGGUCGAGCCGAAACAGAUCAACCGCCUCGGCGGUCUCCACGGCGGCUUGAUCGCGUCCCUCGUCGACACGAUGGGCUCGCUCGCGCUCGCGAGCAAGGGCAUGUACAUGACGGGCGUCAGCACCGACAUGAACCAGACGUUUGUUCGAGGGGCCAAGCUGGGCGAGAAGAUCCGCAUCGAGAGCGAGGUGGUCAACAUGGGCAAGACGCUCGCCUUUACGCGCACCGAGCUGCACAGCGCAGAAACGGGCAAGCUCCUCGCGUUCGGUUCACACACCAAGUACAUCGCCGACGCGCUCAAGAGCCCCAAGAACGUCAAGCUGAGCGACGACGGCGAGCAGGUCGUCGAGGGCGAGGAGCCGCAGGAAUGAGGCUCGAGCGAACGCAAGGCGGGGUGCUGCUGGGCAGCGAGGGCCCGUUGUAGAGUUGCACAUGAAUGACUAGAAGCACGUCGAGAUCGCU